This is a messenger RNA of Entrophospora candida, 128 nucleotides long. NCBI's taxonomy places the organism in Eukaryota, Fungi, Glomeromycota, Glomeromycetes, Entrophosporales, Entrophosporaceae. The record is from the annotation of a GenBank genome assembly.
AUUUAAAUCCAAUAGAAAAUUUGAGCUUUGAAAGAAGAUUUAGAAAACAUGAGAAUAUUCCUAGAAAUGAUAGUAUGCCUAAGAGAAUAGAUGCUGUAAAAAAAUCUAAAGGUUAUCCAACUCAAUAA